CAGUUAGCAGCCCGAGCUAAUCCGGCUAACAGCUAACGGCUAACGGCUAACUAGUGGCGCUAUGAUGGCGGAGCUGGUGCAGGGACAGGCCUCGAUGAACCAGCCGGGGCUGAAGUCAGACGGCCUGGCCGAUGUUUUACAGAGGGCCCGGCAGAUGGUGGGUAAGAUGGGCGGAGAAGCCAUGUCCCACCUCAACAGCUCAGCAGGAAGUGUCGAGCCCUCGCUGUACUACCCCGGACAGAAGCGACCAGGAGAGGAUGGAGUAGGUAACCAGCUAGCAGCCAUGGGCCAUCAAAGCAGGGUAAUCACAGAGGAUUACAAGGUCCCCGACAGGAUGGUGGGCUUCAUUAUUGGUAGAGGAGGAGAACAGAUCACCAGGAUCCAGUUGGAGUCUGGCUGCAAGAUCCAGAUCGCUGCUGACAGCGGAGGUCUGAUGGAGCGGCCGUGUUCUCUGACCGGAACUCCGGAGAGCAUCGAGCAGGCAAAGCGGCUGCUGGUCCAGAUUGUGGACCGCUGUAGGAACGGUCCAGGUUUCCAUGGUGAUGGAGAAGGCGGGGCCUCGGUGCAGGAGAUGCUGAUCCCGGCCAGUAAGGUGGGGCUGGUGAUUGGCCGAGGAGGAGACACCAUCAAACAGCUGCAGGAGCGAGCAGGAGUAAAGAUGAUGAUGAUCCAGGACGGUCCGAUGCCGACAGGAGCUGACAAACCCCUUCGUAUCUCUGGAGACCCGUACAAAGUGCAGGCAGCGAGGGAGUUGGUGUUGGAAGUGAUCAGGGAGAAGGACGGAGAUUUUAGGUCAGGACGCAACGACUUCAGUGCCCGACUGGGAGGAACCAGCCUGGAUGUUCCAGUUCCGAGGUUUGCUGUUGGUAUUGUGAUCGGCAGAAAUGGAGAAAUGAUCAAGAAGAUCCAGAAUGACGCAGGAGUCCGAAUCCAGUUUAAAGCAGAUGAUGGUAUCAGUCCAGAGCGUGUUGCCAUGGUGAUGGGACAGCCAGACCGCUGUCAGCACGCUGUCCACCUCAUCAACGAGCUCAUCCAGACCGCUCAGGAGCGUGAUGGUUUCGGCUCAGCCCUGCGGGGCGGGAGGGUCAGAGGUCGUGGUGAUUGGACUAUGGGCUCUCCUGGUCCUCUACAGGAAGUGACCUACACCAUCCCUGCUGACAAGUGUGGCCUGGUCAUCGGCAAAGGAGGGGAAACCAUUAAGAGUAUUAACCAGCAGUCUGGAGCUCAUGUGGAGCUACAGAGGAACCCUCCCCCCUCCACCGACCCCAACACUCGGGUCUUCACCAUCAGAGGCACCGCCCAGCAGAUGGACCUGGCCCGCCAGCUCAUAGACGACAAGAUUGGGGGUUCAGGUAUUAUGAGUAAUGGAGGUUUUGGCUUCAGCCCCUUCACCCAGGGCCCUGCUACACACCAGAACUGUGGCAGUGGGCAAACCUUCCUGACAGGUGUUUGGGGAAACACCUACCAGACCAGCUGGCAAAACCCUGGACAACAAGACCCCGGUCACAGUAUGGCUCAGACAGGACAGAUGGACUACUCUAAAGCAUGGGAGCAGUACUAUAAGAAGCUAGGUCAGCAGAACCAGCCUCAGAGCUUGAUGACAGACUACAGUAAGGCCUGGGAGGACUACUACAAGAAACAGAGUCAGUCGUCUCAGCAGAGUUCGGUGCCAGACUACACUGCAGCAUUAGCAGAAUACUACAGACAGCAGCCCUACCUGUGGAACCCAGCCCAGAUACAGGAUCACUAGAGGCUCCUCCUUCGCCGGUGAAGGCCUCGGAUGGUCGUUGAUGGCAACCGAAAUCGGGGUUUCCUAGCAACGCUCCGCCGCUUCCUCCUUCCUUUUGUAGAGAAAAACUAAGGAUUAACUGAAAAAUCACGAACUCUUUUCUUUCUGUUUUUUAACCUUACAAAGUUGAUAUUUUGUGGGGCAGAUUUUUUUGGACUAGCCUCUGGUCUCUCCACAGUGUAGACCUGGUUUUUCUUUUUGUUUUAUUUUUUUAUCAAACUUGAACUUAAAGAUGUAUCAGUGUGGCUUUGAACAAAAAAAAAAUCCAGUAUAAUCUAUAUUUUGUCUAGUUUUAUUUUCCAAUAAGAAACCGGUAUAAGGCUUAGCAGUCUUGAGUAAGAAAAUCAGAUAUUAUUAUUAUUAUUAUUUUGUUUAUGAUAAUGUUUUAAAGCAUGCGUCAGAUUGUGUGUGUUGACUCUCAGUUAUUUUUUUUUUUAUUUUGGCAUAGAAAUAUUUUAAUAGCGUCGGAUGGAAAUGUAAUGUUUUACCGUCAGAGAAACUGUUUUUUGUACUAAAUCUGUGCUCGCCGGGUCUGUUUGUUCUCGAUCUAAUUUUACCUGUUUAGUCGCCAUCUUGGAGGUGCAAUGACGCGUUUAUUGUUUUCUUUUUGGUUUGAUGAUAGUUCUUAUUCCUGUAUCUCAAUAGUGAUUCUUUAGUUUUUAUGAUGUAAUGAUGAAUAAAUGACGAUUUAUAUUG
This is a messenger RNA of Toxotes jaculatrix (banded archerfish), 2485 nucleotides long. RefSeq names its product far upstream element-binding protein 3-like. Gene Ontology annotation, molecular function: mRNA binding. The record is from RefSeq and is a predicted model, not a curated record. Lineage: Eukaryota; Metazoa; Chordata; Actinopteri; Toxotidae. Gene Ontology annotation, biological process: regulation of DNA-templated transcription. Gene Ontology annotation, cellular component: cytoplasm; nucleus. The transcript has 19 exons. Bases 62 to 1750 code for a protein of 562 amino acids.